This is a messenger RNA of Acanthosepion pharaonis, 954 nucleotides long. Lineage: Eukaryota; Metazoa; Mollusca; Cephalopoda; Sepiida; Sepiidae. The record is from the annotation of a GenBank genome assembly.
AUGACAUAUCUAUCUAUCUAUCUAUCUAUCUAUCUAUCUCAGUCUCUUGCUUAUCUAUCAUUGUAUCUCGUUCUCUGGUUUCUUUUUUUCUCUCUUUGGUUGCUCACUCUCUCUCUCAUAUCACAAUCCAAUUAUUUUUCUACAUGUUGUCUUUGGUUGUCUCCCUUCCUUUUCUACCAUAUUUUUCUGUUCCUGCUACCCAUUUUCUAUAAUCAUAUUGCUCUCUCUACAAUCUUGUCUUUCUUCUCAUCACAUUUUUGCUCCCAAGCACUCUGUGCAAACUUCCGCCCAUCACUAUUUCUCAAUCUCCCCUUCCUCUUUGCUUCCCACUUUCUUCCUCCCACUCUUUCUUAUGCACUACUUUGCUCUUCCCUUUUCCUCUCCUCCUCUUCUUUACUUGCCACUUUUUUCCUCCUACUUUUCUUUGCUUCCCACUUUCUUCGUCUCUUCUUUGCUCUCCAUGUUCUACCUCUUGCACUUCUUUGCUCUCCCAUUUUCCCUCUCGCUCUUCUUUGCUUCCCACUUUUUUCCUCUCACUUUUCUUUGCUCCUCGCUCUUCUUUACUCCCCACUUUCUUCCUGUCGCUCUUCUUUGCUCCCCACUUUCUUUCUAUCGCUCUUCUUUGCUCCCCACUUUCUUGCUCUCGCUCUUCUUUGCUCCCCACUUUCUCCCUUUCAAUCUCUUAGCCCUCAUGUUCUUCUCCCCCUUUGUUCCUUUCAACUAUCGUCCUCUAUUACUGUCAUUUUCUUCUUUUUACCUAUCUUUGUCCCUGCUUACAAUUCUCUUCCUCCCACCACGUUUUUGUUCCUCUCCCUCAGUUUCCUACUCUCUUCCUUCCAUCCCAUUGUUACUAUUCUACUCUUCCCGUUACUCCAAUCAUGCUCUCUCCCUUUAUUUUCCAUUAUAGCGUCUAUCUUCUACAAAUUCCAUGGAACCACAUUGUUUGUUCAUUAG